AUGCGAACCCGCAGAUCAAACCGCACAAAAUCAUACACCACCCAAAAAUACGACUUUGACAGCUCCUCCUCCGACACAGAGCAACAUGCCGCCCCUCCCAGAACAAGGCACACCCGCCAACCAGCCCACGCCAACGACUCAGACGAAAACUUUGACGCAUCAGCUGUGAAUGAGUCCCCCAACGACGAUGACAUGCCCUCUGCCGAAGAGGGCGACAGCGAUGCCGCAGAUUCGGCGUUCCAGACACCCACCACACCUGGGAGGCGCGUGAAAAAGGUGAAGAAGACUACGACCACUGGCACUGGCACGUACAAAGGAUACAUGGACGUCGAGCCCGUCACGACAGAUACCCAUCUCAAGGGGUAUGCCGGGCCCUUUGACAGAGGGAUGCGCGGCCAAGCACUUACAAACACAUGGUAUGGUCCUCGAGAAGCGAGUAUUCAGCUUGCGCAGCGGCUGUUGGAGCGCUGGAUGAAGUGGACGGUUCUGCCGCCUCGGAAUGUUGUGUCCGAGGAAGGAGUUCCGAAUAUUGCACCGUGGGCAGACCAGUACAGAGAGAAGAUGGCAUACAUGGCCGAAAAGUGGGCUGUGAGAGUCAAAAACGACGAUGCCGUCACUGGCACAAAAUACAGGACAUUAACCGACGAUGAGGCGACUCUAUACCAAAUGCCGAAGCGGGAACUGAGAGUAAUAAUGGGACCGUUUGAAGCGCAGAGAGAGAUUCCCAUGCAUCCAGGUGAUUCGUAUGCCCUUUCACAGGGCUGGAUUCCAUACGAAACCGACGAAACUGAGACCAAGAUCCCCACGGGCUGGAUAUUCGAUGUCGGCGGUAUAGUGACGGGGAUGGACUGGAUGCCAAGAAGGGAAGGUGAGCAGAUUCUUGCUUUGGCGGUGAUACCGCACUCAGAUCAAGAGGAGUACAAUUAUGAGGUGGAGCACCAGAAGCCGGAUUUCCAGAAAUUCGGAACCGUGCAACUAUGGGCGUUUACGGACGAGGAGAUCGAUGGUGUUCGUAGACCGUCGACGCAGGGACCGCGGCUCAAGAAGACUAUAUGUCUGGAUUACGGGCGUGCCAGGCGGAUACGAUGGAGUCCGGCGUGCGAUCAUCUCGCUGUGCUGUGUGGCGAUGGAAACGUACAUGUCAUUGAGGUGGAUGAUCAGGACGGGUCAUUUGACAAGGUCGAGUAUCCCCUUGCUUCAUUCAUCCUUGACAACGAAUCCUCAAUCAAAGCUACGUGCUUCGCAUGGGCAAACUUCAACAGACUCGUCAUCGGAUAUUCGGAUGGCUCAAUAGCCCUGUGGUCGCUUCACCCGAACUGUCUCCUGUCAAGACACCCCGUGCAUCACAGUCUCAUCAUUGAUAUUGCAACUGGCGCCCCAUCGCAACCAUUUCUCGUAGCUUCAACGCCUGUAGGUGGUACAACAAAACUGGUUGACCUCAGCUGUCCGACAUACGAGUCAACCGAAGUGCAAACCAACGCGGUUAGCUGGCAGCCCAACAUGUUGGCCUACAGCGACCACAUUCAGGGCUUCUUCUCGGUAUACCCUUCCGCGAAUGCGCUAAACACCAUGGUCGGAUUCAUGCACCAGCGCUACUUUCCCAUUGUGAGAAGGAUAUUCGUCGGUGAAAGCUACAACUCGUGUCUUGGGGUUGGCAAAACCCAUCCGUUCCUGCUAGUUGGUACAAGUGACGGAUCGCUAUGGAGCAUGAAUCCACAAGUUGAGCUGUUCACCAGUAAGCGAGAGCUCACUGAUCGGUUGCGCAUAUUUCAACACGAACACCGCCCCAGGGAACUGUUUCCUGCAGAGCCCUUAGCUCCAGCACGAGGCGCAUCACGCAUCAUCCAUGGUUUUGCUAUUGAGAAGGGAAGGAGUCCCAAGGGCGAGAUUAAAGCGCAGCACGGAAAGAAGCCCAAGCGGCCGACAAAGGCUGAUCUUGAAGCCGGUGAUAGAAAUGACGACGACGAAGAGACGGGCGGGUUGAUGGAUCCAACGAGAGGAAUCGUGUACGAGCCGUUGUCGAGGAUUACUGUCGUCGAAUGGAAUCCGAAUGAAGGGUUUGGGUGCUGGGCUGCUGCGGCCAUUGCGUCAGGCUUGGUGAGGGUCAUGGAUUUGGGUCUGGAUAAUGCUGGUUGA
Molecule: messenger RNA, 2136 nt
Organism: Pochonia chlamydosporia 170
Lineage: Eukaryota; Fungi; Ascomycota; Sordariomycetes; Hypocreales; Clavicipitaceae
Product: transcription factor TFIIIC complex subunit Tfc6
Exons: 2
Coding region: 1-2136 (711 amino acids)
Biological process (GO): transcription by RNA polymerase III
Cellular component (GO): transcription factor TFIIIC complex
Molecular function (GO): protein binding
Source: RefSeq, a predicted model, not a curated record